ACAAAUGCCACGUCUUAUUUAAAACGGUAACCUCCAUUCGCCGUUGUUCUUCGCCUUCCUAUAUCUUCCACCUUUUAUUAUAAUUCUAAAUAUUCAAACAAAACCUGACAUUCACAUUUCUCCAUCUUAAUCUCCUCAAUGCAUGGAAUCAUCACAUUCACCCUCACGCCAUAGCUUCAUCAUCACCGUGUACGUGUACCUGCAUUAUUCUUAUUAUCAUCACCAUCAUUAUCCAUUUCAACAUUGAAUAAUUUAUCAUUUCGAUUUUCACGCGUCGUUCGCAAAUUCGCAAUAGGUAAUAUUUUUGAAUCGGAUCGGUGUGUGAAACAAUGAACUCGCCGUCAUCAUCAUCGUCGUCGUCGACGGGAGACGCCAGCAAGAUAGCGACGAGGUCUUCCAUUGUGGAGUCGAUUAGGGGAUGCGGCAUGACGAGUACGCGCGUCGACAAGGAGGAGCUAAAGCGGUGUCUCACCAUGCCGCAGUACCUACGGACCGCAAUGCGGGACUCUAUCCGGUUGCAGGAUCCCAACGCUGGCGAGGGCGGUUGUAUUCGUGAAGGAGGCGAAGAGAAUGAUGUUGCUCCUCUUACGCCAAUGGUUGUUUUCAUUAACCCCCGCAGUGGUGGCCGCCAUGGCGCUGACCUCAUGGAACGGCUCCAGGAUCUCAUGAGUGACGAACAGGUUUUUGAUAUAUUAGAUGUGAAGCCUCAUGAGUUUAUCCAGUAUGGGUUAAGUUGCUUCGAGACAUUAGCUAGUUCUGGUGAUACUUGUGCCAAAGAAACACGUGAGAGAAUAAGGAUAAUGGUUGCGGGAGGUGAUGGUUCAGUUGGCUGGGUUUUAGGAUGUCUCACUGAACUUAACACACAGGGCCGGGAACCAGUUCCUCCUGUAGGAAUCAUACCACUUGGUACAGGAAAUGACCUGUCUAGGUGUUUUGGUUGGGGUGGUUCAUUUCCAUUUGCAUGGAAAGCAGCUAUUAAGAGAACUCUUCACAAGGCUAGUAUUGGUCCAAUUUAUCGUUUGGAUAGUUGGCGAGUUUCACUUUCAAUGCCCGAAGGCACAACUGUUGAACCACCUUAUUCUCUAAAGCAGACAGAAGAGUUCUCUCUUGAUGAGAGCUUAGAAGUUGAGGGAGAACUACCCGAGAAAGUUAUAUGUUAUGAAGGCGUGUUCUACAAUUACUUUAGCAUAGGUAUGGAUGCCCAAGUGGCUUAUGGCUUUCAUCACCUGCGUAAUGAAAAACCUUACCUUGCCCAAGGACCAAUAGCAAAUAAGCUUAUAUAUUCUGGUUAUACUUGCACUCAGGGUUGGUUCUUCACACCCUGCACAAGUGACCCAGGUUUUAGGGGACUUAAGAACAUUAUGCGGAUGCAUGUCAAAAAGAUCAAUAGCUCUGAAUGGGAGCUGGUUCCAGUUCCUACAAGUGUAAGGGCAGUAGUUGCUCUGAAUCUUCAUAGUUAUGGAAGUGGGAGAAACCCAUGGGGUACUCUGAAACCUGAGUAUUUGGAAAAGAGAGGCUUUGUUGAAGCUCGAGUUGAUGAUGGACUUCUGGAAAUAUUUGGUCUAAAGCAAGGAUGGCAUGCAUCAUUUGUGAUGGUUGAACUGAUAUCUGCAAAGCACAUAGCUCAGGCAACAGCUAUCCGGUUGGAAGUAAGAGGAGGGGAGUGGACGGAUGCAUAUAUGCAAAUGGAUGGUGAACCUUGGAAACAACCAUUGAGCAAAGACUUCUCGACAUUCGUGGAACUAAGGAGGGAACCUUUCCAGUCACUUGUGAUUAGUGGAGAAUGAAUCAUUUUUCACAGGUUCAUUGUUCUAUGAAUGGGAUUCAUAAUGUGCAUACCAGAUCUAAUGUAAAUUUAUAGAAGAAAAAAUAUAUUAUUUUCAAACAUCAUCCCCAAUUGUAUAUCCUGAAAUUUUAAGGUCUUUAAGGGUUUGUUUUGUUUAAUCUAGGGAAGGGAAGGGAAGGGAAGGGAAGGGAAAGGGUCUCAUCUGAUUAAUACAAAGAUUUUACAUUUAAAAGUUUGAAAACUUUCUCAAAAAACUUGAAUAAUACAAUUAAAACUGUAGAAAAGAAAUCCAAGAGAUUGCUAGACGGUUCAUGUGGAACUAAUUAGUGUUAUCACUUUAGAACAAAUAUUUUCUUGUAAUGAAUCUGUUGUGCUGUCUUUUCUGAGGUAUAAACUGUGUUCUUACAAAGAUAGACGGUAACGGUACAAUUUCCGAUGAUAUCAUCUCAAAGUUGAAUUUCAGUUUUCC
Molecule: messenger RNA, 2255 nt
Organism: Lathyrus oleraceus (garden pea)
Lineage: Eukaryota; Viridiplantae; Streptophyta; Magnoliopsida; Fabales; Fabaceae
Product: diacylglycerol kinase 4
Exons: 12
Coding region: 330-1787 (485 amino acids)
Biological process (GO): phospholipase C-activating G protein-coupled receptor signaling pathway
Cellular component (GO): membrane
Molecular function (GO): ATP-dependent diacylglycerol kinase activity
Source: RefSeq, a predicted model, not a curated record